Molecule: messenger RNA, 1767 nt
Organism: Limanda limanda (common dab)
Lineage: Eukaryota; Metazoa; Chordata; Actinopteri; Pleuronectiformes; Pleuronectidae
Product: multidrug and toxin extrusion protein 1-like
Exons: 17
Coding region: 1-1767 (588 amino acids)
Biological process (GO): xenobiotic detoxification by transmembrane export across the plasma membrane
Cellular component (GO): membrane
Molecular function (GO): antiporter activity; xenobiotic transmembrane transporter activity
Source: RefSeq, a predicted model, not a curated record
AUGGGCGGUUUGAGGAACAAGCUUUUCUGCUGCGGGUGGGUUCCCCAGGCCCACAGAGAGGAACUCAACCACGUGCUGAGGAUGACAGGCCCUCUGCUUCUCUCUCGAAUCCUCAAUUACCUCCUUCCAUUUGUGGUCACCAUGUUCUGUGGGCGUCUGGGAAAUGAAGUGAUGGCUGGCUACGGGCUAGCCUCGGCUACUAUUAAUAUCACCUCUGUAGCAACAGGAUAUGGACUGGGCUUGACAUGUGAUACAUUGGUCUCUCAGACAUUUGGUGGAAAGAACCUGCUGCGGGUGGGGGUGAUCCUUCAGCGGGGCAUCAUCAUCCUGCUGCUGUUCUGUCUGCCCUGCUGGGGUCUGCUGCUCAACGCCCAGCCCAUCCUGUUAUGUGUGGGCCAGGACCCGGAGGUGGCCAGAAUAGCCCAGCUGUAUAUCACAGCCUUCCUCCCUGCUGUACCUGCAAUGUUCCUGCAUCAUCUUCAGGUUUCUUACCUCCAGAACCAGGGUAUAAUAUUGCCGCAAAUGUACGCUGCUGCUCUGGCAAACAUAGCAAACGUGCUGACAAACUACAUCUUUCUUCACUGGCUGGAUCUGGAGGUUGGCGGAUCUGCUGCAGCCAACACACUCUCUCAGAUUUACAUCUGUGUGUUUCUGUUUGCUUACAUCCGGUGGAAGAAGCUGCAUGUGAACACAUGGGGAGGCUGGUCUGUGGAAUCACUGCAGGAAUGGGGCUCCUUUAUGAAACUGGCCAUUCCCAGUACACUCAUGAAGUGCUUCGAGUGGUGGGUUUAUGACCUGGGGGGAUUCUUUGCAGGAAUGCUGGGUGAAGAUGAGCUGGCAGCGCAACAUGUUGUGAUAAUGGUGUCAUUCAUAACCUACAUGUGCCCUCUGGGUAUUCAAGCUGCAGCAUGUGCCCGUGUGGGUAACGCUCUCGGUGCGGGAGACAGUGCCAGGGCAAUUCUUACCAGCAAGGUUUCCCUCACUCUUGCAGGCAGCAUCGCAGUGGUCGAGGGUCUGGUGCUUUUCUCCACUAAAUCCGUGAUUGGCUUCAUCUUCACCUCUGAUGAGAAGAUCAUAAAUCUGGUCUCCUACUUGAUGAACGCGUACUGUUUCCUUCAGUUCUUCGAUGGUCUGGUGUGUGUGUGCACCGGCAUCUUCCUGGGCGCGGGCAAACAGAAGAUACCAGCUGUGGCUAAUCUCAUUGGAUACUACUGUAUAGGCCUUUUACUUGGUGUUACUCUAAUGUUCGUUGCAAAGCUGGGAGUUCUGGGGUUUUGGCUGGGGCUGCUUGUCUGUGUCAUUUUACAAUCCACCUUCUACAUCACUGUCAUCUUCAAGCUGAACUGGGAGAAGAUUACCGAGGAGACGGUGAUUCGAGCUCAGAAAAACACUCACAUGACGUUGUUAAGGGCAACAGCUGAUGUAGACGCAGCGGUUGACAACACAACAAGUAAUGACAAUCCUGUGCAUGGUGACACGAGAGCCGGGGGGCGUGACGGGAGCAGUGAGACACACGGGGGCCAUGUGGGGCCGCAGCAGAACAGAGGUGGUCUCUCCACCACCCAGCUGCUGCUCAGACGAGGCCUCACUGUGCUGGCGGCAGUCGGGCUUCUGGCGGUGGGAGCGAGUGUGCACCUCCUCGUGCCCUUACCAGAGACCCCAUCCUCAAAGAGCAAUGAAACAACGGACUGGAUCAAUACUACGUACUCUCCCCAUCAAAUCUUCUCCACCGUGUUGCUCCCAAAUGAAGAGUCAGACAGACCUUGA